CAAAAAAGGUUAAAUAACCCCUCGGGGAAGUAGUAAGCACUGCUAGUUUCCAAUGAGAAGAGACUUCUUCUAAGCGAAGGCACUUCCAAAGUGAUGCCCUCUCUAAUUGCUAUGUAAGCUGCAUGAUCAUAAACAAUAUACAGAUUGGUUUAGCAAAGUGACCGAAGGGUAAGGUCGAAUAACAUGGCACAAGAACGCAUCUCCUCCUUUGAUCUUGAUUUUGUUGACGAUUUUUACUUCUCAGCACUCUUUGAUGAAGAACAAGAAUGUGGAGGUGGAGGAGAAAUCUUUGAAGUUUCAGAUGACAGAUAUGCAGAAGAGUUGCAGUUCCAGGAGGCUUUGAUGGGUUCUGUCAUCGUUUCUCGAAUGAAAAACAAUGGCCCAAUAUCGUCGAUGAUGAUAGAAGGAACCCCAGUAUUGCUACGUAUUUCUGAUCAGCCUAUGCACAUGGAGAUCAACCAGUCAGGAGCCGUUGAGUCUUCUUUACGUUUCUGUGAUAUUUGUGCUGAGAGAAAACAGAAUGAUCAAAUGUUCAAAACCGAGAGCUGUGUUCACUCAUUUUGUAAUGAUUGCAUAAGCAGAUAUGUGGCCGCCAAGGUCCAAGAUGGCACUAGAAUAGUUACUUGCCCUGGAUUGAAUUGCAGGGCUGUCCUGGAUUUGGUCACCUGCAGGCCUAUACUGACUAGUGUAGUGAUUGAUCUUUGGGAGGAUGCAUUAUGCGAAGAGGUGAUUAAUGUAUCUCAAAGAUUUUAUUGUCCUUUCAAGGAUUGUUCAGCUUUGUUGAUUGAUGAUAAUGAAGGCGAAGCAAUUAUAGAAUCUGAGUGCCCCUUCUGCCAUAGAUUGUUCUGUGCUCUGUGCUCUGUGCCCUGGCAUUCUGGGAUUGAAUGUGAGGAGUUUCAGAGGCUGAAUGAAGAUGAAAGAGGGAGAGAAGAUCUCAUGUUGAGGGAACUUGCUAAGGACAAGAAAUGGAGUAGAUGUCCUCAGUGCAAGUUCUAUGUGGAAAGAACAGAAGGCUGUCCUCACAUGAUCUGCAGGUGUGGGCUUCAGUUUUGCUAUGGAUGUGGAGCCGAAUGGAUCGGAGAUCAUGGUGGAUGCGCUAGGGAAUAAGAAGCAGCAUCAAGCCUUAGAGAGGUGAUAUAACCAUGGUGUAAGGAUGAAACUACUACUACUAGGUAGUUGUUUUCAUCAGUUAUUCAGCAAAAUGUUUGUCAAGGAACGAAGCUAGUGUUGCUAUGCUAUCUGUAAUGGUCCGUCAGCUAGAUGUAUGUGAUGUUUGUCAGAUUCAAUAAAAUUUGCUAUAGUUGUUAUGUUUAACAA
Molecule: messenger RNA, 1317 nt
Organism: Populus trichocarpa (black cottonwood)
Lineage: Eukaryota; Viridiplantae; Streptophyta; Magnoliopsida; Malpighiales; Salicaceae
Product: E3 ubiquitin-protein ligase RSL1
Exons: 2
Coding region: 184-1107 (307 amino acids)
Biological process (GO): ubiquitin-dependent protein catabolic process; positive regulation of proteasomal ubiquitin-dependent protein catabolic process; protein polyubiquitination
Cellular component (GO): cytoplasm; ubiquitin ligase complex
Molecular function (GO): ubiquitin conjugating enzyme binding; zinc ion binding; ubiquitin protein ligase activity
Source: RefSeq, a predicted model, not a curated record